This is a messenger RNA of Alternaria conjuncta, 6057 nucleotides long. RefSeq lists its product as uncharacterized. The transcript has 6 exons. The record is from RefSeq and is a predicted model, not a curated record. Gene Ontology annotation, cellular component: nuclear pore cytoplasmic filaments; nuclear pore. Bases 1 to 6057 code for a protein of 2018 amino acids. Lineage: Eukaryota; Fungi; Ascomycota; Dothideomycetes; Pleosporales; Pleosporaceae. Gene Ontology annotation, molecular function: structural constituent of nuclear pore. Gene Ontology annotation, biological process: RNA export from nucleus; post-transcriptional tethering of RNA polymerase II gene DNA at nuclear periphery; protein import into nucleus.
AUGUCCUUCGGCGGUGGUUUCGGGGGCUUUGGCUCCAACAACAACAACCAGUCCACUGGCUUCGGUGGAUUUGGCUCAUCCAACAACAACACAUCGACUGGCUUCGGCUCAAACGCGAACACCGGGACGAGCAUAUUCGGCGGCGGCGCAAACAACACAGGCAGCACAAUGUUCGGUGGCGGCAACAACGCCAGCUCGAGCUCGCCUUUCGGCGGCUCAGGAGGCUUCGGCGCUAACACGGCACCCAAAACCACUUUCGGUUCGCAACCCUUCGGCAGCUCGACAACAGGUGGCGGUCUCUUUGGCGGUGGAGGUGCUUCAGGUGGCAGCGCGUUCGGCGGCGGCGGCGGCGGCUUCGGAGCGUCGAACAACACCACCUCAGCUUUCGGCGCCAGCAACACCAACACUGGAGGUGGUCUUUUUGGCCAGGCCAAGCCGGCGACGGGCUUCGGCGCUUCAACAACAACUAGCGGAGGUCUAUUCGGAGGCGGCAACACCAGCAGCGGCUUCGGAUCUACCAACGCGAACACCACAACAGGUGGUUUUGGUUCCAGCACUACUGGCGGUUUUGGUGCAGGCAACGCCCCACCUCCAAAUAACGGUACCGCCAGUACUCCGUUCCAGGCAUUCCAGGAGAAGGAUGGCACAGGCAACGCGCAGUCGCAGUACCAGACCAUCACCUUCCAGCAACCGUACACCAACUACUCCCUCGAGGAGCUGCGAGUAGCCGACUACAACCAGGGCAGGCGGUAUGGCAACCAAAAUGGCCAAGCUGGAGCGUUCGGACAGAGCACUGGUUUCGGCGGAUUUGGUAGCAACAACAACACCACCGCUUCUACCGGCGGCUUCGGUGCAGCGGCCAACACUGGCGGCAGCUUGUUCGGCGGCGGCAACACCAACACCGGUACCACAUCAGCAUUCGGUCAGAGCACCGGUUCUGCCUUCGGAGCAAACAACAACACUGCAAGCGGCGGUCUUUUCGGUCAGAACAAGCCUGCCACUGGUGGGCUAUUCGGCUCGAACAACAACACCACAACUGGAACCACUGGUGGCCUCUUCGGAGGUGGCGCUCCUGCGACAAACAACACUACAGGUGGGUUUGGUUCUGGAGGCGGCGGUUUCGGUGCAUCCACAAACACUGGUGGUGGUCUGUUUGGUCAGAACAAGCCUGCGACUGGUGGCGGUCUAUUCGGAGGCGGUGCCGCAACCAACACCACCUCAACACCUUUCGGAGGUGGAGCCACGAACACUGGUGGCGCGUUUGGUCAAUCUAACACCACUGGCGGUGGUCUCUUUGGCCAAUCCAACAACCAGGCCUCUUCUACCCCCGCGUUCGGAGCCAACAACACCGCCACAAACACCGGCGGCGGUCUCUUCGGCAACAGCACGGGUGGAGGCUUUGGACAGAACAACCAGGCUCCUGCCCAGAACAACACCUCCGGAGGUCUCUUCGGCGGUGGCGGUGGUGGCUUCGGUCAGAACAACAACAACCAGCAAAAACCCGGUGGCCUCUUCGGCGGUGCAAGCACUGGCAACACGGGCGGCGGCGGCCUCUUUGGUCAAGCCAACCAGAGCCAGCCAGCUUCUGGCGGCUUGUUCGGCGGUUCUACUGCUAACAACAACACCAACAACACUGGAGGUGGUUUGUUCGGGCAGAAGCCUGCCACUGGCGGCAGUUCUCUAUUCGGCGGCAACAAUGCUAACACUGGAUCAUCUGGUGGAGGCUUGUUCGGCGGUCUUGGCAACAAUAACACUCAGCAGAACACAGGAGGUGGUCUCUUUGGUGGUGGUCAGAACAACAACCAACAAAAGCCUGGCGGGUUAUUUGGCGGCUCUACAUCGAACCAAAACACUGGAGGGGGUCUCUUUGGCGGCGGAAUGGGUCAGCAGAACAACCAACAACAGGGUCUUGGUGGCUCACUCUUCUCGAACCAAACUCAGCAACAGGAGCAGCCGAGCCUCAGCAACAGCUUGUUCGGGGCUUCGGGAAGCUCUCUUUUGAACACGUCGAUGAACACCAACCCCUACGGCAACGACGCCCUCUUCGCUGGCCUUGCUACCCCAACACAGAGCCCUGGCCCAAUCGCCACCCCCUUAUCGAGCAGUCAGAAGAACAAGAAGAACGCCAUACUCCCUCAGCACAAGCUCAACCCGGCUGCUUCGACACGUCUUCUUACACCGCAAAACAAGAGGGGCGGUUAUGGAUUCUCAUACUCCACGUACGGCACUCCAGUUGGUGGUGCGAGCCAGAACGGUGGCCAACUCGGCGGCAGCCUGUUUGCGAGCGGCAGUUUGUCUCGAUCCCUGGGUAAGAGCCUUUCCACGAGCAACCUCCGAAACAGCUUCACACCCGAGACGAAUAGCAUACUAGCACCAGGUGCCUUCUCCAACACGGGACGCAACUUCGGCAACGGCAGUCUCAAGCGACUCAACAUCAACCGUUCAAUCGCCAACCGGGCCCCACUGUUUGAUGAGCCUUCACAGAAGCGGGUCAGCUUUGCUGGUGGUGAGAGCCCGAAUGGUGGUGCUAACGGAGAGACUGCGCUGGUCGUCAGGCAAGAUGAGGAAGAUGCUUCUCCCCGGUCCAACAAGGACACCAACGGCGAACCUUCUCGCCCAGCAAUGCAGCAAGUUAAUGGAACGGAACUCGCCCGCGUUUCAGAGGAGCACGUACUUACCCCCAAGUCCUCUGCAUCUAUCAACGUUCAACCAGGCCAGGACCCCAAGCCAGGCGAGUACUGGUCAAGCCCCUCGCUGGAUCAGCUGAGGAGGAUGAGCAAGCAGGACCUCAAGAGCGUACCCGACUUCAUUGUCGGUCGUCACAACAUUGGUCAGAUCAAGUUCAACCACGGCAAGCCUGUCGAUCUGUCUGAAGUCGAUCUUGACAGACUGUUCGGUGACAUUGUUCAGCUCAAUGCUCGUAACGCUACCGUGUACGGAGAGAGCUGCACCUGCCUGCCAAAGCCACCGCUAGGUAGCGCCCUGAACCAGCCUUCUGAGAUCGUCCUUGGUAACUCCUGGCCUCGUAACAGGGCUGGCAAGAAGGAUGUCAAGCAUCUUGAGCGUCUCAAGCGAGUGGCUGGCACUACUUUCAUCAAGUACAACCAGUCCACUGGCGAAUGGACCUUCUCUGUUCCCCACUUUUCGUCUUACGGUCUAGACUACGACGACUACAGUGAAGACGAAGGCGAGGACGAAGAUGCGUCAAGCGAUCUCAGCGACGUCCCUGACACUCCCGCUGAGCAGCAGCACCGCUCGAGCCAGAUGACCAGUACGCCCCAAGACGACUCCUUCAUGAGCCCACAGUCGCAGUCUAGCCCUGACGACACAUUUGACUUCAAGAAGGGAAUGCGCAGCAGCCGUACUAGCGUACCUGGUGGCUUCGGCGAUGAGACGGCGUAUGUGGAUGACGAAGAUAUGGAGGACACCCAUGGCGAGUCUUUUUUAGGGCAGCGCUCCGUGGGUUCGCUUGAUGGGCAGCACGAUGCUGACUACUCUGAAGAGAGCGAAUCGGAAUUGGCACGCGACCAGAGCAUGGCGGACUCUGUGUCAGGACCAGUUCGAACCACGGAGCAAGACACCGCUAAGGAAGACCCGUUCAAGAGCACUUUGAAGCCAAAGUCGAUCUUGAAGCCCAGCCAGCUCAUGAAGCCCGGAGCAGGCACACCUACAAAGGCGCAACCGGUAUUCGAUGACGAUUGGGCAAACCAACUCCAGCGCACCAUCAGCCCAAAGAAGCAGGAUCGAUUUGCUCUCCGCGAAAGCCAGGGCAACGUACUACGAGAACACGAAGCGCAGCCUACGAAACUAUCGCAGUCUUUUGGUGCGCGACAGAUGACUACUGCCAUGGAUUUAAUGGAUUCUCUCUUCGGUGAGACCGAGAAGCAACAGCUUCCCAAGCGUGGUGGACAUGGUAUUGAGUUACCCUAUUCCAAGCGACCCAAAACCGCCUCCGAUCUCGACGAACUUGCCGAUGCCGACAAAGAGUUCCACGGUUGCAGCAAACCCCACUUCAGCGAAACCAACGUCCUGAUCUACGGCAACAAGGGUCCCUCCCACCUCGAAGGUGGUGUCUUCGCAACCGCUCAAGACCCACUCGUCGAUGCUACAAAGGAUAUGCGCUUCGUCAAGAUGCCUACCUUUACUGAUUGUGCCCCCGAAACUCUGUCGCUUCAGAAACAAUACACGAAGAUCUUCAGAAACGAUGGUGUACCUUCAGCAAGGCUUGUGACUGAUCCUGCCCCAGUCGAGUUCUCCAGCAUGGCAAAGGCCGUCGCGCUCGACACGCCGGCUGGUGUUCAUGAACAACAAGCCUGGCAGCUACUUUCGCUUCUGUUCGACGAUGCCGACAAUAUUCCAGCCGACGUGCCAGAGGAGAACGUCAACACCUACCGGAAGGAGAAGUUGUCUGAUUUCUGGAAGCUGCUCGUCUGGGAAGAUGCGCAGAAGCAUGCCCAGCAAGCUGCCUCGCCUGAAGAGCGCGCAAUCGCCCACCUCAGUUGCAACAACGUUGCCGAAGCUUGCCAUACAUUGCUGGACGGGCUCGACCUCCGGUUAGCCACGAUGGUCGCGCAGAUUGGUGGUGAUGAAACGAUGCGCCAGAGCAUGGUAGCUCAGAUCGAAGAGUGGCGGCGUCUGGAUAUGCUUUCCGAGAUGGAGGACGCCCACCGUGCCCUCUACGAACUCCUAGCCGGCAACUGCAGCAAGUCCGAGGGCAAAGCGGGAUCUGGCAAAGAAAACCGUGCUUCUACCUUUAACGUCUCGAGCCGGUUUGCCCUUGACUGGCGACGCGCCUUUGGUCUUCGUCUGUGGUACGGUACAAUGAUUGACGAGCCCAUCGAGAUGGCUGUCGCGCAGUUUGCGGACGCCGUUAGAGACGGUAACGAAGACGUCAAACCAGUUCCCUGGUUCAUUCAAGAGAACGCCGACAUGGGCUGGGAAGAUCCGGAUGCUGAGCACCGAGAGGAUCUGCUCUGGGGCAUCCUCAAGCUCUAUGCGGCAGAGAAGAUGAGUCUUCCUGCGAAUGUCGAGGACGUUCUCGCUCCCGAAAACGUGUCCGGCAACCCCUUCAACGCCCGUCUUUCAUUCCAGCUCUUCCAGCUCUUCAAAUCUAGGCAAGAAGAUGAUGCUGAGGCUGAUGAGCGCAAGGUCGCUAUGCCUACCGCUCGCGGUCAAGAUGAGGAAGAUGACGAUUUCCGCCGGUCACUGCAGUCAUGGUCCGCACCUGGCGCUGCAGAAGAUGUGCAGGCAGCGAAUCCACUUGUCGAGUUGGGUGAUAAGAUCACUCUCACAUACGCGGCUUCGCUACAUACACCAGAGCAUUGGACCACUGCGAUCUGGGUAUACACACAUCUGUCUUCACCAGCGACGCGGGAGCACUACAUCCGCUCGCUCGUCAACCAGUUCUCAAGCUCCUAUACCUUGGAGGAAGGCGAUGCCACUUACAAGUACCUCACAAUCGAUCUCCAGGUACCUGCAACAUGGCUUCACGCUGCCGCAGCACUACAAGCGAAGUCAGGCGGCGAUGCCUUACGCGAGGCGACUCAUCUCAUCAAGGCCGACGAGCUUGAAGAGGCACAUGAAGUGCUCUGUCGAAAGGUCGGCCCUGAAGCUAUCGUCUCUCGCGACUACGAUGCCCUUCGUGAGCUCAUGGGCGGCUUUGUGUCCACAUCGCCACCUGAUCGCCCUAAGGAAGCGCUACAAGGCUGGGCCCAAGGUGGUCAGAUCUACUUCGACUACAUUGAGUUGAUCGACCUGACUGGUCAACGCUCAAACUACCGCGUCGACGAGGAGCUAGACAACCGUGUCAAAGAGCUGCUCACCAAGCUACAGCGCGCUCUGGAGAUUGCCGGACGCGACAGGCUGGGUACAUGCGGUCUGGAGGAGCGUGUGGCGCUCAUGGAGAUUGCUGGUACCGUUGCCAACCUCAUUUCAAAGACUCAGCAAUCAAACCGCAACGCCAUUCUAAAGCUUCCUCUCACCGAGGACCUAUGGCUCAAGCACUCGAUCGAUCUCAGCACGAACUACUACCGCAACGUCAUGGUCACUACUCGGUAG